AUGAUUCCACAUCGACUAAACAUCAAUAAUCUGCCCGAAGUCGCCACGGCCCCCGAGAAAAGUAUCAGAAACACUCAAAAGACACCAUUGCGCACCUGUUCCCGCCGUUCUCUGAAGAGACGGCAUACUUCACCUUCGGCGCCAGAUGUCGAGCACUUCCUCAGCCGUACUGAAAGUCUUACUGUGACGGGGACAGCGACAGCCAACGGACCCAAUGAGAAUAACAACCAACAGUCUUCACGGCCCAUUGUAAAUGCAGGUCGUAAGCGCAUGAGAUUCUCCUUGGCCUUCGCGGAGGACAAGACACCAAGCAACCUCGCUUGGGAGGCGCUUGCCUCAUCCGCACCUGUGCUGGCACGAGACGAUGAUGAUCUUAUCGGGGAGCAAGGCUCAUACGAUGCCCAUGUCGUCGAAUGCUCACUUGGCCACCAGGGGCCAAAUGAGCAGCACCCACUUGUCGAGGACACGCUGGCCGAUCAUACAAGUGGCUUGAUCAUUGAGACAAGUGACGAUGGAGGCAUCAGUGAAGAGGGCACGCCAGAGGGUCGUGAAGAAACGGCUCCCAGAAAAGCAGACCCCGAGGCUGGGGCUCUAGAGAGUAUGAGCUUGGAUGAAUACGACGGUGAAGAAGACUCGUCCGAGCCCGAGGAAGAUGAAGACGCCGACACCACCGCUUUGACACCGUCAUCUGAAGGCGAUAGCUUCUCCUUUCCCGCCACCUCAGGAAGCCAGAAGCCAAAAGUCAGAGGUCGCUUUCUGAUAUUCGACAGAUCUCCACCCAAGGGCUUCAAGGUGCUGCACAAGCCUCGGGUCAAAAAAGAGGCGGAUCCGCCGCUGAAAAACAAAAGGAAGACGCUGACUGACGGAUUCACCGAGGACGAGGCGCGGCCCAGCUUCCUCGGGAAAAGAAGACGGCUUCAACACCUUGACAUAAAUGUUGGGAGCCUGGACCUGACUCAGAGCGGCGGCGCGUCACAGCAGAGGCAAAGGAACCUAAGCCCAAAAACAGAUUUGCGAACUCAAUCUCGAACGGCUGCUAGUCUUUGGCGUGGACGGCAGUAUUUCAGCGCGUCGCAGUUCAAAAUCGAGUCUCAAGGUUCUGUUAAGCCUUCCGAGGUGAAGAAAAUGCCAACCAAAACACACAAGCAUACGCUUAACCAACAUAACAGGCAAAUUCCUCGGGUUGACAACUUUCGCUCCGUAAUCAUUCCACGGACCGACUCUCCUCAAGCAGAGCAUACUACCAAGGCGGAAUUAGCAGGCGAGGCUCCAGGCGAGCUAGUAUGGGAUUCAAGUCCAAUAAUGCACCUCCUUCCGAAGCAACGCUUGAACGGACAGAUCGAAAAGUCGGGCUCGCUCACACUUCGUCCUGGCCCACCUGGCCCGCUCGAGCCUGACUUGAUGAUUCCUGAGACACCUGUUCUGAAUGACGAUGCACUUCCGUAA
Molecule: messenger RNA, 1446 nt
Organism: Diaporthe amygdali
Lineage: Eukaryota; Fungi; Ascomycota; Sordariomycetes; Diaporthales; Diaporthaceae
Exons: 2
Coding region: 1-1446 (481 amino acids)
Source: RefSeq, a predicted model, not a curated record